Rodentolepis nana is the source of this 1368-nucleotide messenger RNA. Lineage: Eukaryota; Metazoa; Platyhelminthes; Cestoda; Cyclophyllidea; Hymenolepididae. The record is from the annotation of a GenBank genome assembly.
AUGAAUACUGUUCACGAAUUUGUACACAGUAUUCUCAACGAUAAUCCAUACUUUAGUGCUGGGGCAGGUUUAUGUGGUGUUGGCUUAGGAAUGGCAUUACUGCGUCGAUGUGGUCAAAUAGCUUCUGUAGUCAUACGUCGCAAUCUAACGUUAACCUUGGAAAUCGCAAGUCAUGACACUUCCUAUCAAUGGGUUAUGCACUGGCUCUCAAGGCGGGCUCGAUCUUGUCAAGGAAAUAGGUUUCAAAAAGGUGCUGGACAGCAUUUAAGUGUUAUAACAAGUGUUGCUCGCACGGAAGCAGGUCGAAUCAAGGCGGCUUUUGAUUUCAUUCCCAGCACUGGUAUUCACUAUAUCUUUCAUCAAGGUCGAAUAUUACGCGUUGAACGUGUGAGGUCUCAGCAGUCGCUUCAGGGCGCAUCUGUAGCGCCGUUUGAAAGUGUAACGUUGACAACGCUUGGUUUCGAUACUAAAAUUUUCACAGACAUUCUUGAAGAGUCCAGGCAAGCUGCUUUUUUAAAAGACGAAGGAUGGACUGUUAUUUAUAAAGCCUUUGGAGCCGAGUGGCGUCAGUUUGGUUAUCCUAGACCAAGGCGACCUCUAAACUCCGUUGUUCUGGGUGAAGGUGUAGCUGAGACGAUUACGGCAGAUAUCAAGGAAUUCAUAAACAGUUCAACUUGGUAUUCUGCUCGAGGCAUACCUUAUCGACGUGGCUAUUUGCUUUAUGGUCCACCGGGAUGUGGUAAAAGCAGUUUUAUAACUGCCCUUGCUGGUCACUUGGAAUAUAAUAUUUGCGUGCUUAAUCUCAGUGAAAUGGGCAUGUCAGCCGAUCGCUUGGAUCAUCUUCUUACUCAUGCUCCUUUGCAAUCGAUUAUCUUACUCGAGGAUAUAGAUGCUGCUUUACCCAGCCGAGAGGAAAAUGUCGAUAUGGGCCAACGUUAUGGUCGGGCCUAUGAAGGAAUGUCCUGUCUAACUAUGAGCGGUUUACUCAAUGCUUUGGAUGGUGUUGCCUCGACUGACGGCCGUAUCCUCUUCAUGACUACUAACUACUUCAAUAGGUUGGAUCCCGCACUGAUACGACCGGGUCGAGUGGACUUCAAAACAGAAAUAGGUCUCUGCACGGAGGAUCAACUCCGUCGAAUGUUUUGCAGAUUCUAUCCCCAUGGAACUGAAGUAAAUGGAUCGCCUACUUCUCAACAUCCCUUGGCUGCCACUUUCGCCUUCACCCUGGGUCCAGAUCUAGUUAGCGCGGCACAGGUCCAGGGUUUCCUUCUUGUACAUAAAGACUCGCCGCACAGUGCCAUGGAUGCUCUGCCGCAAUUCAAACAGGAAUGUCUCGCACAACGUGAAACGCUGCGAUCCGGUGUUUAA